AACGGUUAGUAGGACUCGCCCAUUCAAGAUGGCACUCUGACGUCGCGUUGAAAUGUGUCAUUUUCGGGAAAUAAUUUGAUAUUGCUGAAUUUUGACGCUGUAUAACGCGAUGGGAACACCCGAGAAGUGUGAGUCGCUGUCCGUCGCACGCUUGGCGCUCAAUUUUCACUAUUUUUAAUUUCGGCGCAUAUUAAUUACGGUAAAUCGCGUUCGGUCUUUUUCGCGACCUCCAGUUUAAAGCGAGAAAUUAAGUUUUCAAGAAAAAUCAGUAGCUGGUAGAUAAACGAAGCUACGAUUUUUCAUCCACUAUUAUCAGCCGCACAAAACGUAACGUCAACCGAGGAGAACACCAUGGAAAAGUUUGCUGUGGAUAUCGACAAAGUACUUGACGAGCUCGAAUUCAACGAAGAUCGUGCUGAACAAAUUGCGUCUAUUCCAUUGCCUGGAAAUAACGUUAUAGUUGAUCGUCAAUCCCAAUGUUUACCUCAAAGAAAUCACAAUCAAGCAGCCUUUGAGACUGUGAUUGUGCCAAACGUAACACCAAGUGAGAGCCUAGAUGAAACGGCUGAUGUUCAUAGGAGUUCGGAUGUCAAAAGGUACGGGGAGUAUGAUAAAAACACUCGUGACUUAAAUAUUCAAAAAGGAUUUGCAAGAUACGACAGCACAGAUGUGGGGAAUAAUUUUUAUUCCCAGGAAUCCUCGUCAGCAAAUAAAAUACAGCACAAACAGUCUGUCGAAAGCUAUGAUUCUGACGCCCAAACGUUGACGAUACACAACGACAUAGCGCAAAAGCCUCUACAGAAAAAACAAAAUGAUGCUAGUGGUAUUAGUAGUAAUAGUAACAAUAGUAACAAUAGUACCAAAUUGAAAAAUAGUUACGACAAGAAAUUAAACCAGCCUAAUGCCAAACCAAGUGUGAGCAAUGUGUUUAGCAGUUUAAACGAAUACAUAAACGCAUCUAGUGCUAAAGUUGAUAAUGUAGAUAAUAUAGUUAUUCGAGAAGAUACCGGUCACAAGGUGCGCGAUGGAGAUUCACUUCAAAUUAGCGAUACGACAAAAGAUCUUAAUGUUGUUAAAGAUAACUGCGGUAACUCGUCGAGCUAUACUUCAGAGAGCAGAGUAGAAUCAAACAUAGAAUGCAGAAGAGACGCUGUUAGCAGUGUUAGAAAAAUCUCAACUGUCGUACCGCCAGAGUAUCAAAAUAUUUUAUUACCCGUUAAAUUAGAAACCGCGUUGUCCGACGCUAGAGAAACCAACGAAGUUAAACUUGAGGAGAAUAUCAGUUUGUUACCAAAUUUACGUGAAAUUGACAAAGAACCUUUGUAUACAAACACAACUUUGCCGACUGUUGUCGACAGGCCGAAAGAGUCAAAAAGUAUUAUAGACAGGCCUGAGCACGUUUACGAAAACGUUUACAUCGGCACGGACAUUCCGAAACCGCAGGAACUGUACACGACGGUUAAUAAAGCGAAACCGAAGCCACCCGAGCUCAAAGCUCAAGAAGAGAUAAAGCACACGUACGAAAAUGUGGACUUUGACGAGCCAAAGAAAGUGGGAAAGACUGAUGGCAAAGAAAACGUGUACGAGUGCAUAUAUAUUGGUAACAGAGAAAAUUUUCCAGAAACAACGACGGAGUUAGAAAUAGCAGCUAAAAAAAUAACCGACCAAUUACACGUGAGUGAGAAAAAUUCGGACACCGAGGCCAAAGGGAUUAAUCUUGCCAAGCUGGUAUUUCAAACUGUACAACUUGGCACACCGGAGACGGAAACCAAACCGGUCGGCUUCAGUCAUAUUGACGAUUUAUCGGAGGAAGAAUUGAACAAGUAUUUGGCAGAUUUGGAGGCUGAAGAAAGAGCCCAGGAAGCGACGACGUCAUUCGAAAAUUCGGUACCGAGCUCAUAUCGAGAUUCCGACAAUCUAGCGAAGAACAAAUUUCAAACUAUGCGUGACGAUGAGGACGCGAACGAAGCGCCAAUAUUUGAAAGUGUUACUAUUGGCGAAUUGCCGGAAGUAUCGAGUGUAGAAUUGUUGGAAAAAGCCAAAAAAUUUCCUGUCAUCGACUACAGUAAGAGCGGUCCGAGCAGCGAAGGGACUGCAGAUUUUUUAGUGAGGAAAGGUUCCGAAAAAUUUUCCGAACAUACAAAGGUUAUUUCCGAAGCGAAGGAAGAGAAGGGAAAGGGAAGAAAAAGCAAAAGGACCAAUGAGAAAAUGAGGAAAACCUCGGAUAAUUCGGAACCGAGUGCUGAAAACAUUAGAACUGAAGACGAUGAUCUGAAACCUGUCGAAGUCGAGGAGGUUAGCGUAGUCGCGGUAGAAAGUCCAGACGAGAGCCUGGAAACUCAUGAAAUUGCGUCUGGGUCAGAAAUCAGCCAACAGGCGGAAGAAUCCGGAAUGGAAAAAGAUAAGAGCUUGCCCAAAUCUGAGCAAGAAUACCAAAUCGUUGAUACAAACUUGAAUCAAAAUUCAAAAUUGACCGGUAAGGACGAAGAUGCGGAGACCGAAACCAACCAGAUUAUCUCUGUCCCCGAUAUGAUGACCGGUACAAAUUUGAACAACCCAAAUAAUGCACAUGCUUCCGAAUUAUCUGCCAAUAAUAGCAGCUCCAUUCCCAACGACGUCCAGCAGUCGUCAGAAAAUAACGUUCAGACCCGAAUUGACGAUAUUCCAACAGAUGUUGAAAACUGUGAAGUUAGUCCUGAAAACAACACAGAUCCUGUGGAAAACGACGAAGGCACAGAACGACCUACCAGACCCCUAACCUUGGACAUCGUAUCAACGGUCAAUAUGGACGAGCAAAAUGUUACAGGAUUUCCUGGUGUAACCCCUGGAAGGCUUGAGCGAGUCAAUCUGGAUACCGAAAGAGAAACAGAAACUUCUCCCAAUGCUUCUGAAACCUCGUCGUUGGAGUCUGGUAUGGUUCUGGGAAAGCAGCCGCCGUUUUGGGUGCCCGAUAGUGAGGCACCUUUCUGCAUGCUAUGCGAAGCAAAAUUUACCGUCCUCAAGAGGCGGCACCAUUGUCGUGCUUGUGGCAAAGUGUUGUGCAGUAAAUGCUGCGGCAUGAAAUACCGACUGGAGUACCAAGGCAACAUUGAUUCGCGAGUCUGUCUUCCUUGUUAUCAGUUACUUGUCAGAGCCGAGGCUGAAGAUGGUGGCGGAGAUCUACAAAGCGGUUAUGCAAACUUUUCCGGGCACGAUAUUAACUCGCCGAAUGGAAGACAGCCAAAUCCAAAUAAUCCGAUGGAGUAUUGCUCGACUAUACCACCUUUGCAACAGUUAGCCGGUGGAUUGCCGUCGCCGCCAACUGUCAUGGUCCCAGUUGGGGUGCUUAAGAGAGAAGGGAGCACGAAACAACGACCCGAGGGACAAAAAUCUGUCAUGUUUAGCGACGGAAUAAGGCCUGGCUGUGACCUGACAGAACUUGAUUCAUCCUGGGAUCCAAAACCACCGUAUCGGAAAGCUGGAAAUAAACGAUUGCCUACUCCCCCAGGGCCAUCAUCCGCUUCCACGAUGGCUAAGCGGCAGAAUCUUCCGCCACUAGAUCCUGAAACGAACAGUUACAUACCACAGGACACGAAUCUGUUGCCGCCAACUGUAACUAUACACAAAGGGCAAAUUAGUUAUCACGAUGUCUUGGACCAAACGCGGCUGUACGAAUCGUUGAAGAACGAGUGCGAACCACCAAUAAUGUUUGCUAUAAACAGGAAUCUCUAUGCUUACGUGAAAAUAACAAAUUUAAGUUGUUGCGUCAACAGGAUAUGCUGGAAUAUAACGUCUAGAGGCUUGGCCUGUGUAGGUCAGGAUGAAGUUAUUUUUUUAGUAGAAACGUUACCUGACGAAACACUUAUUCCAAAGGAUCUUCUUAUUCAUAUCAAUUUGAUAUACGUUGAGGCGAUCAAAGGCAAUACCAUUACUGAACUUGGCGUAUCGAUACACCAGGGUGGAAAUUUGUUAGGGUCUCGAGAACACGCAGGAUUUAUUUUUAUUCGUCAAACUUUCCAAUGUCUACAGAGAAUUGUAUUACCACCUCCGCCGUUCCUUGUUGGUCUUCUCGUUCACAGAUGGGAAACGCCGUGGGCUAAAGUUUUCCCACUUCGAUUGAUGUUGCGUCUUGGUGCCGAGUAUCGAUACUAUCCCUGUCCUCUGGUUUCAGUUAGGUUUCGAGACGCUGUCUAUUCAGAAAUUGGACAUACAAUAAUGAAAGUACUGGCUGACUUUAGAAACUUUGCCUAUACUUUGCCCGGCGUAAGAGGCCUCGCCAUUCACAUGCAGGACAGAACUACCGAUGUAAUGUUUCCGAAAAAUCGAUACGACCAAGUUAUCAGGGGUCUUAACAAUUCGAAUGACCAUGUACUCGCGUACGCGUCAAACUUUAGUAUAAAUGCAGAUUCCCACUUGGUUUGCAUACAGACAAAUACAGGUGACGAAAGCAACUAUCAAACGCAGGCAAUUAAUAUCCAUAACAAACCAAGAAGAGUCACUGGAGCUAGUUUCGUCGUCAUCAAUGGUGCGUUGAAAUCCUCAAUGGGACUAUCGGCAAAGUCGAGCAUAGUCGAGGACGGCUUGAUGGUACAAAUAAUGCCGGAAAAAAUGGAGGCUUUAAAGGCAGCUUUAAAAAAUAUGCAAGACUUCUCCAUCGGUUGCGGUCCGCAAGGUGCUCCAGAACCGGACGAAACUGUAAAUAUCAAAUGGGUCGAUAACGACAUGCAGUUCAACGUUGGAGUGAAGAGUCCUAUCGACAGCAAACCAAUGGACGGUGUACCGUCAAUCAGAGUUCACAAUGGUACCGACUACAUGGGAACCAGCCGUUUCAUACGCUGGACAGAAGUGUUUAUCAUCAGGUCCGACGACCAUCCAAACGGCGUUCACGAUCCUGUGGACAUUAACAGACUUUCAGAAAAUAUUGCACGAGCGACUUGUGCAGCAUUAGUCAAGUUAUUGGAUCUACUAGCCACAGCUGGCCUAAGUAAAAUUGCAGUAAGAUCCACUAUACACCCUGACAAUGUUGGCUAUGAGGCGGGUAGUGAAGGAACGCGAUUACCACCUAUUUACAUGAAGAGUCUUGACAACGAACUGAUCCAAGUACUCCACAAGGCUGCUCAGAGCAGUCAAGAUACAUACACAGUGCUAGAAUUGAUAUUUCAUGUACUAGAUGACUGAAGGUGAUGAUAUAUUUAGUGCCAGAUUAAAAAUUGGUUAUUUACAUUUCUUCACAUCAAGCUGUUUACUGCGAUAUAAAAUAUCACGAGAUCUCGAAUUAGGUAUAGUAACAUAAAAACAGUGAGUAGGAAACCAUCAUUAUAGAAGACUUAAUUGGUACAUAUUAAGUGUCGCUUACAAUGCAAUGUAUGUUUAAAAAGAUUUCGAGAUAAUCAUUACUAGAUUUUCAUCAGUGUUGAAUUUUAUCUGCAGACGAUUUGUCAGUCAAUAUUUAAAAUGAAAAAAAAAGCUGAAGAAACGUCAGCAUACAUCAUUCGGCCAUUAUUAUUUGUGUAACAAUUCACAUUCUUGAAAUGUGGAGGUAAUUUUUUUGUCUUUACCAAUCAAGGAAAAUUCUUCAACUUUUCGUGAUUUUGGUGAAAGCAUUUUAUUCGUAGCUUCGUAUAAUUUGAUAGGUAUUAAAUUACGUGCAAUGAUUUUUGAUAAUCACUUGUAUAUGGUGCUUUGUCCAAACACUGGCAAGGAAAGAUUGUUGAAUAGAUCCAACCGAACUAAGGCUUCAAAUUUAUUACGUUGAAAAUAAAACAUUUCUCUUCUAAUCUUUUUGUAGUUGAACAUUUCUAAAUAACGACACAUUUGAACACUUUCUUACAUAAAGUAAUUCUGAACCAAAUAUGAUGGUAAAAACAAUAUUGUAUUUCUUGACUUUAAAUCUUCGACUGAAAAAGUGAAAAGCUAUUGUAAAAUUUUCAAGCGGCUGCCUAAAGUUGGCAACGAAAAUUGGUAAGGUUCGAUUGUGGGACAGUUUUUUGUGAAGAAAACUGAAAAAAUUUGUUAUAAAAUUAAUGAGUCAUUUACACAAUGAUCACAAAAUAUAAGCGUGCAGAUUAUAUUUAUUACAGGAUGCACGUUAAAAUUUCAUCUACAGAGUAUGUUACGUUUGCAUUCACAUUUUUAUAGUUUAACUCGCGACUAAACAAUUUGUACGCAAAAAAUAAUGUUAUAUAAUCUUUGUAAUGUCGAAUGUUUUUAAUUAUUCAAAGUUUUAUUGUAUAUUUUGUUAAUUCUUGAGAAAGAGAAGUGGCAUGAUAAUGAGAAAAAAAGAAAAGGAAAAUGCUAAUGACGAUUAUUAACAAGGUAAAAGAUGCAAUUUUUCACGACAACCGAAAUGAUAUAGUUGUUUUUUGUAUAGAUUAAAAUUUCUACCCCCACCUUAUAAAUGUAUUUUGUAUCCAGCGUUGUCUAACAGGCAGCAUCACACUUCUAGUCUCAAUCAUCCCUGUUCAAUAGAUUAUCAAUACCUUCAAUCACACCACUUGAAUUUUACAGAUCGCCUUCCAUUUCUGCAACGCGAUGAUUGAAUGUUAUCCAGAAGUUUGAUGUAGUCUUAAAUUAAACGCUGAAUGCAAAAUUAUUGGAAGAUGAAGAGUGAAACGAAAUCCUCACGACUCAUUAUCCGUCCUGGAUUAAAGUUUUUGUGAUUUCGUUGUAAUAUUUUCGCAACACCAAGAUAUUCACUAUACCUAUAAGAUGUAUCUAUAUCAUGUAUAUACAUAUGAAUAAAGAUUCAAAUUGUACAUAUUAUAAAAAUCAA
Neodiprion fabricii is the source of this 6751-nucleotide messenger RNA. It is a transcript of the gene Sara, whose product is annotated as zinc finger FYVE domain-containing protein 9. Gene Ontology annotation, cellular component: early endosome membrane. The transcript has 16 exons. Bases 352 to 5157 code for a protein of 1601 amino acids. The record is from RefSeq and is a predicted model, not a curated record. Lineage: Eukaryota; Metazoa; Arthropoda; Insecta; Hymenoptera; Diprionidae. Gene Ontology annotation, molecular function: metal ion binding. Gene Ontology annotation, biological process: endosomal transport.